GAAUGGCCCAAAUUUGCUCAAUAACCAUCUCAUAUGGCAACUGAUGGCCAGGAGCGGGGCCGUUGCUGUUUCCUGAAAUGGAUGAACCUCCAAAAACAAUAACUCUCCGAACUCCACCAAGCCCUAACCCUACACUCCCCCAACAAUGAAAAUGAAGACAACUUUAGCCAACUCGCAGAAAAGUGCAUGCAUCGAACACUUCCAAGACUACGCUGACAAGCGAAGCCAACUUGCCCACAACGACGUUUCUGCCUUCUUUGCUCCUGCCUGGUGCACCAACUGGGAAAACUCUCUGCUUUGGCUCGCCGGCUGCAGACCUUCCCAGUAUAUCCGACUCGUUUAUGCCCUAUGUGGAUUGGAGAUUGAGGUUCAUCUAAGCGAGUUCCUCCAGGGCACGAGCAGCUCUAGUGCCAAUCUCGGCUACCUCUCUUCCAAACAGCUUCACCCAAUCAACAUGUUACAAGGGAAGACGCUAAGGUCCGAGGAAAAGUUGACGAACAGGAUGGCAACCUUGCAGGAGGACGUGGCGGACCAUCCCAUAGUGGGGAUUGCAAAGGGGUUGAGCCAGGUGGGGGAGAUGAACGGGGAAGUGGACAGAGCUCUGGACAAACACGAGCAAGCAAUGGUGGGGGUUUUGGAGGAGGCGGGUAGGCUGAGGUUGAACACGCUUAAGUAACUGAUAGGGAUAUUGACGCCAAGGCAGGCUGUGGAUUUUCUUGCGGUGAGUAAGAAGCUUCAUCUUUGUGUCCACCAGUGGGGCAAAAGGAGAGAUCUGAGGCAUGGUAGGGGAAGUCCUAUACGGAAAUGACUUGGUAUAUAGAUAGAACGACGUGUUAUGUUAAAUGAAAAAGUCUUGGUAGCAGCCACUAUUUGCUGCAUCCAAAUGAUACAUAUUACAUGUCGAAACGGGAGCAGCCAUUGAGAGCGAGCUCAGAUGAGAGCUCAGAUGAGAGAGAGAGCAGAGAUGAGAGAAUCUAGUAAUUACAUAUAUAUUAAUUAGGCAGAUUAUAAUAACCUUGUAGGUUUUGGGUUUGGUUAAAAGAUCAAGUAUUGUAGUAAUUACAAAGAUGAUUAAUACUACGUGUUGAAGUCACGUUAAAUA
Juglans regia (Persian walnut) is the source of this 1102-nucleotide messenger RNA. RefSeq names its product protein DELAY OF GERMINATION 1-like. The record is from RefSeq and is a predicted model, not a curated record. Gene Ontology annotation, biological process: DNA-templated transcription. The transcript has a single exon. Lineage: Eukaryota; Viridiplantae; Streptophyta; Magnoliopsida; Fagales; Juglandaceae. Bases 146 to 676 code for a protein of 176 amino acids. Gene Ontology annotation, molecular function: sequence-specific DNA binding.